Molecule: messenger RNA, 235 nt
Organism: Mycena citricolor
Lineage: Eukaryota; Fungi; Basidiomycota; Agaricomycetes; Agaricales; Mycenaceae
Source: the annotation of a GenBank genome assembly
GGCAAAUACGUCGAGGGUCAAUCCGAUACGAGCACUCUCAUCCAUGAGCGCAACGCGGCGUUCAAAGAGUUCAAGACGGCUAUCCAUGACACCCAGCCGAAAUUCAAAGCGCAGCUUCUGACGGCUUCGACUGAGGGAGCUGCGAACCACCUGAUCACUCGCCAGCUAGAGGUCAAUCUCGCCGAUGUGCGCAAACACAUCGAAGAAUCCAUUACGCGCGAAUUGCCGGGGAAUA